AUGGAGCCCUUGACCCUCCUCCCUCUUCUGGCGGCUGGCGGUGCCUCGCGCCUCAUCCUGGUCGGUGUCUGGAAGGAAAAGAGGGAAAUAGGAACAAUGAGGCGCAAUGAGUUGGCAAAUAAUCUGUCGGGCCCGCCCUACCCUCUCCUCCCACAGGUCGGAGACCCCCAGCAGCUCCCUCCUCCGGUCAACAUGCAUGCCCGCGACGCCCCGCCUACCUCGAACCCUUCCUCUGCCCCUCCCUCCCUCGGUGCGCACCUCCUUCGCGACGGCAUCAACCGGGAAGAUCGGGGCCCCGUGGUCGGCCGCUUGCCUCCUUUGGUCUGGAUUGACGUGCCCCACGGCUCGGAGCAGCAGGUAGGGGAGAUGGAGGGUGGGAGGGAAGGAAGGGGAAGGACAGAGAAAAACCUCCUGCCCCCCUCGAGGCGCGGUGCUCCCCCCAGCCAUGUCAAGGUCUCGACCGUCGAUGCUUUCCAAGGCGCCGAACGGGAGGUCAUUCUAUACUCCUGCGUCCGCACCGGCGGCCUCGGCUUCCUCGACAGCCCCAAUCGACUAAACGUUGCCAUUACGCGUGCUCGACGUCACCUGGUGCUGGUUGGGAACGCGCAGGCCCUUGUCAUGCUCUCUGUCCUGGGAAGGAAAGGGGGACCGGGAGGAGAGGGUCUUGGCGGGGGAGGGGGAGGAGGGGAAGGUGGAAGCAAACCUGGC
Nannochloropsis gaditana CCMP526 is the source of this 708-nucleotide messenger RNA. Its product is annotated as prematurely terminated mrna decay factor-like protein. The record is from RefSeq and is a predicted model, not a curated record. The transcript is spliced from 5 exons. The annotation marks the transcript as partial.